AUGGCGCCGCUCGCCCCUGCCGCCGCCGCACCUCCCGCCCGCCGCCCGCCGCCGGCAAGCAUGCUUGAUCCUGGCGGCGGCGGGAGCUUCAUUGCCGAUCACUCUCUUCUCGCAGCAUGCGCCAUCUUCCUCGCCGUCAAGCUCGGCCUCGACCUCUUCUCUUCUCCUGAGGCCUUCCUGAGCGAGCUGGACGAGGGCGCGGCCGCCGAAGGCAAAUCGCGCGGCUUCGGCUGGCUGCAGGCGGACCUGCGGAUGCCGCUGCCGCCGUGGGCAGAGCUGCAGGAGGCCUGCCACCUUGUCGGGACACACGGGGGCAAGUACAUGUACCUCUGCGCUUCGCGCGACAUGGGCUACGACGGCUGCAAACAGUCGAGCGAUUUUUCCGACUAUUAUGGCAAGCCCGUCUACGUUUGCUCGGGUGGCGAGGUGGGCGGGCGGUGA
Molecule: messenger RNA, 441 nt
Organism: Emiliania huxleyi CCMP1516
Lineage: Eukaryota; Haptophyta; Isochrysidales; Noelaerhabdaceae
Exons: 1
Coding region: 1-441 (146 amino acids)
Source: RefSeq, a predicted model, not a curated record